Molecule: messenger RNA, 1578 nt
Organism: Cervus elaphus (red deer)
Lineage: Eukaryota; Metazoa; Chordata; Mammalia; Artiodactyla; Cervidae
Product: sodium/hydrogen exchanger 2-like
Exons: 9
Coding region: 1-1578 (525 amino acids)
Biological process (GO): regulation of pH; sodium ion transport; proton transmembrane transport
Cellular component (GO): membrane
Molecular function (GO): sodium:proton antiporter activity
Source: RefSeq, a predicted model, not a curated record
AUGGGAGGACUAAUUUACAGUUUAAAUGACAAAUCCCCACCAGUCAUGAACAGUGAUAUAUUUUUCUUGUAUUUACUUCCACCAAUAGUCCUUGAUGCAGGAUAUUUUAUGCCCAGUCGGCCAUUUUUUGAAAACAUAGGAACCAUUCUGUUGUAUGCUGUAGUUGGAACGAUUUGGAAUGCAUUUGGAAUAGGCCUUUCCCUCUAUGGCAUAUGUCAGGUGAAGCUCUUCAACCUUGAAGAUGUGUCAUUGCUCCAUAACCUUUGGUUUGGUAGUUUGAUUGCUGCUGUAGAUCCUGUGGCUGUACUCUCUGUAUUUGAAGAAAUUCAUGUGAAUGAAAAGCUUCACAUUUUGGUGUUUGGAGAAUCCCUCCUUAAUGAUGCUGUUACUGUUGUGCUCUAUAAGCUGUUCAAAUCUUUCUCUGAAAUGCCAUCUAUCAAACCAUUGGACAUUUUGGCUGGGAUAGGAAAGUUUUUUUUGGUUGGAAUAGGAGGCAUUUUCAUUGGGCUCUUGUUUGGCAUGAUUGCUGCCUUUACCACACGCUUUACCAAGACCAUCCGGGUCAUCGAACCUCUCUUUGUCUUCUUAUACAGUUAUCUCUCCUACCUGACAGCUGAAAUGUUCCAUCUCUCAGGUAUUGUGGCAGUUAUUGCCUGUGCUAUGAGCAUGAAACGUUAUGUGGAAACUAACAUUUCUCAGAAAUCCCAUACAACUAUCAAGUACUUCAUGAAGAUGUGGAGCAGUGUUAGUGAUACUCUUAUUUUCAUCUUCCUUGGUGUUUCUACCAUUGGAAAUAACCACGAAUGGAAUUGGCCUUACAUUUGUUUCACUGUCAUUUUCUGUCUUAUUUGGAGAGCAUUAGGAGUUCUUGUGCUGACUUUCUUCGUGAACAAAUGUCAUGUGAAUACAGUCACCAGAAAGGACCAAUUUAUUAUAGCCUAUGGAGGACUGAGGGGAGCAAUCUGUUUCUCCCUUGUUUUUCUGCUCCCAGAGUUUUCCAGAAAGAAGCUCUUCAUUGCAACAACCACAGUUGUUAUCCUCUUUACUGUUAUUGUUCAGGGAAUGACUAUUCGUCCUCUUGUUGACUUAUUAGAUGUGACAAAAAGAGGAGAGACCUCUCCAACUGUGAGUGAACAAAUUCUCAUUCGGUUCUUUGAUCAUUUGCUGGCUGGCAUAGAAGAUAUAUCAGGACACUGGGGACAAUAUUACUGGAAAGACAACCGCCAUCAUGGAACAGCCAAGUCCGUCCCAUUCCCAGCACAUCAGGAUCAAGACACUAUGGAUAAUAUUCAAGACCUACUGGCUACAAACCUUUAUAGGAUCAGGAGAGUGGCUCCAACAUAUAACAAGUAUGCCCUUCCAGGAGAAAGAGGAACAACAGAACAAGUAAAGGAAAUCCUCAUUCGCAGACACAAGAGCCUGCAACAAAGUCUUUCUCAAAGUGACUCUGAUCAGUCUCAAAAAGAGAACUUCUACAGGCAAAACAAAGCAAAAAUACAACUGCACAGAACCUAUACUGAUUUUCACCACAAGAUGGAACCGUCAGAAUUCAAAUCACAAAAGAUGACAAAAGAUUAA